This is a messenger RNA of Trametes versicolor FP-101664 SS1, 528 nucleotides long. RefSeq lists its product as uncharacterized. The transcript has a single exon. The coding region runs from base 1 to 528 and encodes 175 amino acids. Lineage: Eukaryota; Fungi; Basidiomycota; Agaricomycetes; Polyporales; Polyporaceae. The record is from RefSeq and is a predicted model, not a curated record.
AUGGACACCCUCCCGCUAGAGACUCUCCAGCAUAUAUUCGAACUCGCAUGUACAGACGGAGGACGCACGGGGAACUCCCUCUCGCUCGUAUCGAAAGGCAUCCGCGCAGCGGUGCGCACGACCCGCUUCCACUCUAUCGCCCUCAUCGCCAGUCCCCGCCGCCUCCAGUCUUUCAUCGACCUCUACCGGCGCGAAUGUGAUCCCGCGCGCGGAGACAGGCCACGCAUCCAACACAUGCAUGUGGCGUUCCCCUACAUCGACCUCGAGGCUAUCGUGCACGUCGUGGGGGGGGGACGACAUGUUCUGGCCCCUGGUGCACACGCGCUCGCUCGAACCCUUCCCGAGUGCCCUAGCUCAAAGUACUUUGCGAAGGGCCACUGUCAGGGCGGCCGUCCCGGCCGAAGGCGCGUCCGAGGGUGCCGCGUGCACAUCUGCGGCGAAGGCGCCGCCUCCCGUCUUGCAACGCAAUGCGGGGCGACCCAGUAUAUGGACGAAAACGCUGCGAGCUGCCUGGAGCUACCGCUCUAG